AUGAAUCCUUCAGCUCCAAACCCCAAUCACCUUCCCUUCCCGUACCCUUCUCAAAACCCUAAUCCUAACCCUAAUUUCCUCUCCCAACCCUUCCCCCACCCACCACCACCACCGCAAAUUCUUCUUCCAUCCACCACCACAACAACCACUCCAAUUCUUGAUCUUUCCAUCACCCUCUCCACUCUCACCAACCUCAUCUCUCUCACACACCAAACCCUCGCUUCCCUCUCUCCACAGGUUACCCUUCCAAAGCCUCAUAAUGCUAACUUUAUCCCUUGCCCUUUCAAUCCUCACCACCUUAUGCCACCAGAACCCCUCUUUCUCCACUCUCUUAACUGCCCAGUUCCUAUCUUUCAAAACCCAUCUUCCCUUUUUGACUAUCUUCACUACCCAAACACAAUUAACACUCAAGACCCGCAUAAAGAUUCAAACUUUACUCAAUCAAUACAAGACCCUAAUAAAAUUGAACUUUGUUUCUCGUUAGAUAGUUAUUACAAUGAGUUUAGUUCGCAUUUCUUUUACAAUGACUGCCACGGUGUUGUUAACUUAAAUGAUUUAGAUAGCUCGAAAAGAAUGUUUACAUUACCUGGUGUUUUGUUCGUUGAAUGUGUGAAUUUUGGGGCUAGUGGUGAGAGAGAGCAAAAGGAUUUCGAUAAAAAUGGGUUAAGAGUGUUGCCAUCUGAGUUGUGGGUAAUUAGGAGGGAGAUAGAGGGUUGGAUUGAUUAUCCGGGUGUAUAUUCCUAUAGUGUGCUUUGCUUGAUUUUGAGGUUGAAUUUGAUUAAAGGGAGUGAUUUGAGGAGAUGGGUUAUUGCUAAUUCUCCGCGUUAUGGUGUGGUGAUUGACGUUUAUAUGAGGGAUCACAUAUCUGUGCUUUUUAGGCUUUGUUUGAAGGCUAUUAGAAAGGAAGCAUUGAGCAUUGCUAGUUGUGAGAUGAAUGCGAAAUCUUUGAAAUGUCCAAUUUUAGUUCAAGUUUUGAUGUGGAUCGUAUCUCAGCUUUCCGUUUUGUAUGGUGAAGUGAAUGCGAAGUGCUUUGCUAUUCAUGUUUUAAAGCAGUGUGUAUUAGAGGCUGCCAAUGACGUAGUGUUGUCUCCGGUGGAGUCUAGUGUGACGGAAAGUCUGAGGGAUUUAGAAGCUAGUGAGGGUGAAAUGAAGGAUGUUAAACUUGCAGAACCUCCAGAAGGAAGUAGAGAGUGUAAAAUAGUCAAAGCAGUGGAUGAAAGUGAUGAUGGAGUGAUUUUUGUGUCCCAAGUGGCAGCUGCAGUUGCUGCAUUGCAUGAAAGGUCCAUACUAGAAGCAAAAAUCAAGGGAUUACGGUUUCCUCAACAACUACCAAGAUAUCAGCGGAUUGCUGAGCAUUCUUUUGUUUCAAAAAGAGCUGAUGAUGAGAGAAGCAAACGUCCCAAAUACAAAGCUAUUAUUGAGCAUGAUGGCCUUCCUCGAAAGCAAUCAUCUAACCAGGAAUCAAACAAAACAAAGACACGAGAGGAGUUAUUGGCUGAAGAAAGGGAUUAUAAACGCCGAAGAAUGUCAUACCGUGGAAAGAAGUUGAAACGAACAACUUUACAGGUGAUGAGAGAUAUAAUAGACGAAUACAUGGAGGAAAUCAAGCAAGCUGGGGGGAUUGGCCGCUUUGAGAAGGGUACUGAAGAGGAAGAGAUGUCUGCUAAUCCACCUUCUGCCCCUGAUGUUACUGUGAAUGAACUAAGAAAAGUCAAUAGCAACUCAUCUGAAGCAACAAGAACUACUUCGAACCACUACCAGAAGGAAUCACAUUCUGACCGUAAUUUUAGAUCUAAAACCUCCAAGGAUGUGUUGCCUCAAGAUUAUGACCAACAAGGACGAAGCAGUUAUGGGCACCAUGAAAAGGUAGAAUAUCGGAGAAGUGCCAACCAAGACAGACAUGGAAGAGAGUACAGCAGAAGUCCAGAGGGAAACAAAAGUCAUGCUCGGUUGCAUGUGCAGAGUGGUCACCAAAGAGGAAGAGAUGAAGCUAAAUUGACUAGAUCCAAGGAUCAUGAGAAACGGUCUUCGAGCAAGUCCUAUCGUGAUUAUAAGUCGUCAUAUUCUGGACUGGAAUCUGCAGAUAGUUUGCAAAUGGAUGAUCGGAAGUCAGAUGUAAGAGAUAGACAUCCAAGAAACUCAUAUGGCAAUCAUGGUUCUACUUCUAUGGCACGAAAUGCAUUUGAGGAUAGAUAUGAUCCUAAAGAAUCUCAUGAUGUGCAUGAGGAUGAUGUCUACACUGGCACUACAUAUGCCAGGGAAGAAGUUAACGAUUGA
Molecule: messenger RNA, 2277 nt
Organism: Dovyalis caffra
Lineage: Eukaryota; Viridiplantae; Streptophyta; Magnoliopsida; Malpighiales; Salicaceae
Source: the annotation of a GenBank genome assembly